AUGGACCUUGAAGUCACGACCCUGACAGAUCUCUGUUCCAUUUGCGAGUGGACAAUCGAGUUCAAUGGAGAACAGAUCCCACAAACUUCAUUUGCACUCGUCGAUUCGGAAGAGAACGCCUACCAUGGCUUCAAAGAGGGAAUGCGUGCACAGCAGCUCACUGUGGAGAUUGCCAGAGAGAGCCUCAGACCUAUACCGGACGAAGAAAUCUAUCCGAUAUUCCCCUCGACUGGCCUAACCGCAGCACCGGAUGACUGUUCUGGACGAUAUGUUAAGCGCACAGCUUGGUCGACCUACCAAGAGCUCAAAGAUACCGCGUUGCUCCCUAAGCUUAUGCUUCAGGAAGCCGAGACAAUGGAAUUUCUAGCACAGAAUCCACACCCAAAUAUCGUUGGUUAUUACGGCUGUCGUUUGAAAAGAGGCAGAAUCGUCGGUCUAGUCCUAGAGACUUUCCCACUCAAGCAUGACCUAGCGGUUGCUAUACAACGGCCUGACCUAUUUAAAGGACUGAUAAGCAAGGACCGUAUCAUGACAGGACUACGGGCGGCUGUCGACCAUCUGCACUCGAUCGGACUAGCACACAACGACAUAAAUCCGGCGAACAUCAUGCUGGGGGAGGGAGGAGAGCCAAAACUCAUCGACUUUGGCUCGUGCCAACCAGUUGGUCAACGCCUCAUGUCCUGCGGGACUCCUGGGUGGUGCAAGGAUAUGUUUUACACAUCAGACCCUGCCCACGACGAAUAUGGUCUUGAGGUGUUAGGUCCGUGGCUGGAGAAAUUGAUAUCUUGUGAAGAGUGA
This is a messenger RNA of Trichoderma virens Gv29-8, 798 nucleotides long. RefSeq lists its product as uncharacterized. The record is from RefSeq and is a predicted model, not a curated record. The transcript has a single exon. Gene Ontology annotation, biological process: mitotic DNA damage checkpoint signaling; protein phosphorylation. The coding region runs from base 1 to 798 and encodes 265 amino acids. Gene Ontology annotation, molecular function: protein serine/threonine kinase activity; ATP binding. NCBI's taxonomy places the organism in Eukaryota, Fungi, Ascomycota, Sordariomycetes, Hypocreales, Hypocreaceae. Gene Ontology annotation, cellular component: nucleus.